AUGGCAGACACGGAUGCAGAAGCAUCUUACAUUGACUACGAGGCAUUCGCAUCGCCGGACUUCCAUGCACCAUCAUUCGCAAACACGCUCGUCCUGUCCACCAAUGAUGCCAACGAUACAUCCCUCGACCUCUCCACACCGUUAUCGCGUGUUUUGUUCGACGUACAGGAAGUCGAUACGCACAUUGACUCUCUCACGACUUCAUCCGCACUGCCUCUACUUGAACACACAUCGACUCGCGCAAAGGCCAGCACACACAUCCUCGACACUCUCGAAUCCCAGGUUCAGGGAUUGCAACAAGCAUAUACAAGGCUACAUCAGGAUGUGGUUGAAAGAUACGAACAGGCCGACCAAGUGCGCCUCGCUGCGGACAGACUAGCCACCACCCUACGGCUUGCCAGGGCUGUCGCAAGAUGUCUACAGAUUGGUAGGACGCUAGAGAGUAGCAUGGCAGAUACAGACAAACCACGUGAGGGUUAUCGUACCCUUGCACCAGCAGCUAGAUUGGUCCUGUCACUCAGACAGGCUCUGGCUCCUGACGACGUGGUCGAGGCAAGGUUGUUGGCACGUGUAAAUGCCAUUACCGCAUUACGGACAGAAUUACUGGAUCCAUCUGAGCGGAGCUUGCUGGCGAAGUCACAGCAGAGUGUGCGCGAGUUCAGUAUGUCGACCCUCACCGGCUCAUCUGGAGGAGCAGGCUCGGUGUUUGCACAGCAUGAUGAUACAAGAGCAAGGACGCUGGCAGCACUACAUACACUAUACCUGCUUUCUCCAGUGAGUCUGCCGCCGAAAUCGUCCGCCGCACAAGGUGCAACUUUCAACCCAACUGUACUCGUAGCGGCAUUGCAGUCGUAUCUGCAAACCUCUCUCACAGCGUCAGUCACUUCUCUAGCACGCGCUCUAGCUACGCUUCCAACUCUCGAUCGAACGCUCCUCGACAUCAGUGCAAGAUGUCAAAAUAUAGUGGCGUUGGAGUCUUUGCUAUCAACUGCAAAACCUCCAGUCCACCCUCUCUUACCUAAUGCUCCCGACAACACCAGACCUGCCCCACUUGAACCUCCGUCCAGCUUCUUGGGUCCUCUUCUUGCAGCUUUAGACACUUCCUCUCUACCAUCUUACUUCUGGCGUUCUUUGGCCUCCUCAUUAGCACCGAGAGUUCAAGAGAUCAUCGCUCGUGGAGGUGUCAGCGCACGAACUCUGAAGACGAAUCGCGACAAAGUGCGAGACGCGGUUAGAGAAUGUGUGCACAGGGGUAGUCAACUGCCGUCGUCGACAGGUUCGAAGAAGGUGGUAGGAAACUGGGAGCGAGAAGCUGCCGUUAUGGUCGGGAGUAUCAUUGGUUCUUUAGGCCGAUAG
This is a messenger RNA of Aureobasidium musti, 1356 nucleotides long. The record is from the annotation of a GenBank genome assembly. Lineage: Eukaryota; Fungi; Ascomycota; Dothideomycetes; Dothideales; Saccotheciaceae.